AUGGAAGCCGUCCUGUCGGAUGAUUCCUUGGAUGCAGCAAUAUUCGACACCCCAGCAGGCUGGGCUCGUGCCGUCACGGAGCCCCCUCCUGGUCCCUUGCAGCCUCUCGCAGACUUGAAGCCCCAGCAACAGAAGGGCUUGCAGUGGCGGCGGCGGAUGACCAACAAGCUCGUGCUCGAGCAUACCAGAUCAAAACUGGAGUUGGAAAGGCAGGAGAUCACCUUGCACGCCUCCGUGAGGGACCUCUACGAAAUUCAGGAAGCCGUGGGGCAGGGUUGCAUGGGCGUUGUCCACAAGGGCAAGCGCAAAUCUGACGGGAAGGCAGUGGCACUCAAGAUGCUACGAGUGGAUGAUGAGGAGAUGGGGCACAUCGUGAAAAGGGAAUACGAGACUUUGAGCUCCCUGACCCACCCGUACAUCAUCAAGGCAUUCGACUACUUCACCGAGUCCGGGCAGGCGGUCAUCGUUCUGGAGUACUUCCAAGGGGAGACUCUAACGCGAGCAGUCCGAACAUCCUGCGUGAAGACCGGAGGUCUCACGGAGGAGCAGGCAUGUUGCGUCUUCCAGAUGCUCCUGAGUGCAGUGGAAUACCUCCACGCUAGACAUAUCAUUCAUCGCGAUAUCAAGGGCGACAAUGUGCUUGUGAGUGCAGACUUCAAUGAUCUUCGGCUCAUUGACUUCAAUGUAGCUGGAAGGCUUCUUGAAGGAGAUUCUCUGACGGUGACCGGUACGCAGGAGUAUUGGCCACCCGAACUUUUCCGAGACCUGAGUACCCGCAGCAUAUGGGAGGGGGCAAACAUGGCUGGUGGGAAGGCUGGUGACAUUUGGUCUGCGGGACUUUGUUUGCAUCUGCUGAUGAUCGGCCAGCUUCCUAAGCGAGCCGCAGACUUCAAGAAUGCAGAUGCCUUCAAGGAAGCCGUUGUGACUAAGCCAGUAACUUGUCAGGGACCCUCCUGGAAGGAAAUCUCGACACCUGGGAGGGAUGUCCUCAAGGCAUGCAUGCAGAUGGAACCACAGCUGCGACCCACCGCCGAGGAUCUAUUGGGACAGCGCUGGUUUCGGGAAGGAAUAGGAGGUUGCGCCGGUGGCUAG
Symbiodinium pilosum is the source of this 1092-nucleotide messenger RNA. NCBI's taxonomy places the organism in Eukaryota, Dinophyceae, Suessiales, Symbiodiniaceae. The record is from the annotation of a GenBank genome assembly.